GAGAUGCAGAGCUUAAAGGACAUUCUGACUACAGCAAAUGUUCAGAAUAUGGAAGAGCAGCCUUCAACGUCCACAUCAUGGUGCUUGCGACAGUCUGCUGCUCAAGAUGAGUGGCGGAAAGCACGGUCCCAUCACCUGAACUGUUUGCUGUCCUGCAAUGAGGUCCCAAAAAGGAAGUGCUGUCAUUGCACCUCCCCUGCUAUAAUUCGCUGCAGAGACUGCAUGCCAGAGGAGUGGCUGUGUAUGGAAUGUGAUAUACACAUUCAUUUUAAACUCACACUCCAUAACAGGGAGUCUUGCAUUGAUGGGAUUUACAAGCCCAUUGAGCCAACAGUGUACUGCGUAGAAAAGGAUGGCGCAUACUGUCUGGUCAAUCAAGUGCGACUGUUGCCUACAGUGAGACCUUCCCAGCUCUGCACCUGUGACCCUGAAAACAUUACAGAGUCAGCUGGCAGAGCAGUUAUCUUGGUUUCCAUAAAUGGUCGGUAUGAUUUGCACAUGCCAAAGUUGUUGUGCAGAUUGUGCCUGGCACAGUGGACACCUGACAGAAGCGACCUUAUAAAGAGUGGCUACUGGCCAGCAACUGUAAAUGCUGAGACGUUGUUUUCAGUUGAUGUCUUCAGCACAUUUGAAGAAAUGAAAACUGUUGCACCCAGUUUGUCCAGGCAAGCUUUUCUGCGGAUGUUAGAGAGGAGAACUUCUCACUUUGGAAGGGCUGGGAAAAUACAUGGAGACAUAUUCCAGAGAAGCUUCAUGGAGUAUACAUUCUGCCAGUUCCAGUGUGACAAAAUGGCCUGUGUUAAACAGUUCACCUGUCCUGCAUGUACACCGAACAUGCUGGCUCUCUGUGCAGAUGGCAACCGAAAACAAUACAGAUUUCGACAGUCAAAGGGGUCAGAGGAGCCAUAUUUUGAUGGCACUUUCAUUGCCAAGGAUUGUGACGUACAUCAUUUUGUUGAGGACGUCCAGAGCAAAAUGAAAAGUACUGCUGGCAGAGGAAUCUGUGGAGCCAGUAAGUGGUCUGCUGCACGAGAGACUGCCCGAAAAGCAAGCAAGCUGGAUGAAGAGGGCCUUGAAGUGGUUGUUUGCAGACAUGGAGUGCUGCUCAAGGCUCUCAACAUGUACAGGGGGGAAAUAUUUGCCUAUCCCCUUUUCCUUCAGAAGGAGCUCCAGGCAGCCACAAAUGGGCAGUUCUACUGCACAGACAUUGCAUGUAAAUACUGGCCCUACCUGGAGAAGUUGGCAGUGUCCAUGGUGGACCUCAGACCUUUGCUACAGAUGAGGCCAUUCCUCUCUGUGAUGCAUGCUAAGGCCCAUUCCACCAAGUGUGAGAUCACAUGGAGUGGCAGGAAUCAGGAGGGUGCUGGAACAACUGCAGGGGAGGAGGUGGAAAUGGUGAACAGCUUCCUUUCUCGAUGUGCUCUCACGACUAAGUACAUGACAAAAUCUGCCCGGAAUGACAUGCUAACGAUCCACGCCAUUGGUUGGAACCAACGGAAGCAGGAUGGCCUUCAUCUUGCUUUAUCCAGCAGAUAUGUCAAGACUUUCCAAAAGGCUCAAGAAGAGUCUCAGAGGCUGGAAGAUUUGAGCAGAGAGCUUGGGUGUCCUGAGAACAUGGUGCAGCAGUGGGUACACGAUGUCAAACAAUGGGCUGCUGAUGAUUCUCUAGGUACCCAACGCGAUGACCAGCAGAAUCUUCAGCAGUCCAUUGAACAAAUGUUUCUUAGUGUCCAUCAGAAAAAAGCCAGCCUUUAUACUCAAACUGAUAGCAACAAAAUUCGACACUUGCGUAGAAGGAAAUUGAGGGAAGAGAAGAAGAAACUCCUGGAGACAAUCAAGCUCUAUAAUGAGCAGGUGUCUAAUGAGGAGCAGAUCGAUGUGGUGAAGGUGGAGAGCAGACUCUCUGUGGUUGGAGGAGACACUGGGGCAGAUCUGAUAUGGCCAUGGGAAGUGCACAGCAGUGAAUCCAGCAAUAUCCUCACCAAGAAGAAGAUUUUUGAUGCAUACAUGUCAAAGAUGAGGCUUCAGGAAGAAAGGGUCAUUGUGGUGAGGGAGAUGAGACAGCACUGCACCUACCUCAGAGGACUGGCUGAGAACAUCAGGACAAAGAUGUCAGAAAUGUCCACUGUCAGGACCAGUGGAAGUUUAAGCGAAGUGGGACAUCGAGGGCUACAGUGUCUUCUUCAGAAAAGGCUUGCAGAUGUGGAUGAGAAGUUCCAACUUGUAUGUGCAAGUUACAGCCAGGCCCUGGGACCAAAUGCUGCAUCUUUGCUGGAGGACUGGCCCCAAGAAAUACCGGAGUGCCAGACAGAACUGGAUGAGAGUUCAGAAGACAGUGAUUUUGAGGCAUUGUAAAUCUGUGCUUCUUGACGGGUGGGUUUUAUGGCAAUUCUGAUUGGACUGCAAAAAAUUAAGUUUUAAUUGAUCAAUCUAUAAAAUAAUAGAUUGAUUUAUCGAGUUGGAAAACAGUUGUUAGUUGCAUUCCUGUAGUAUUUUCUGUAUUAUCUAUUUGUUGUAUCCUUUUAUAAUGCACUCUGUUGUAGUGGAGUAUUUUUUAAAGUGUGUUAUCAAUGCUUUUCUUUAUAUAAAGGAAUUUUAUACUCACUACGCCACUGGAUGUAAUAUAUUUCAUACUGUGUGCUCCAGUAUGAUGUCAUUCAUGGUGAUAGUGUGACUAAUCUUUGGAGUGAGCUUAUGUACAUGUCACUACAUAAAAUACUUUCCAAAACAUACAUAUGAUCAAUAACAAUAGUUGAGUCUUGAGUGUAGUGUUUGCAGUCAUUACUUUACCAACUAAAGGAAGUAGUUUGUCAUAGCAUUACAUGAGGCAUGCAUAAAAAUGUGUUGCAGUGCUUGUAAACUUGCUCAUGCUAAAGUGUUGUUAAUGUCUAUGAAAAUAAAAUGUGUGAAAAU
This is a messenger RNA of Dicentrarchus labrax (European seabass), 2913 nucleotides long. RefSeq lists its product as uncharacterized. Lineage: Eukaryota; Metazoa; Chordata; Actinopteri; Moronidae. The coding region runs from base 4 to 2355 and encodes 783 amino acids. The record is from RefSeq and is a predicted model, not a curated record. The transcript is spliced from 13 exons.